CGGUCAGAGCCGAUGAGGUGGAUGUAGAUGCGACCGUGGAAGAUGACUUGGGUAAAAGCAGAGAAGGGUCUCGAACGGAUGAUGAAGUUGUUCAGAGAGAGGAGGAAGCUAUCCAACUAGAUGGCCUAAAUGCAUCUCAGAUCAAAGAAAUCAGAGAGAAAUCUGAGAAGUUUGCAUUUCAAGCAGAAGUGAACAGAAUGAUGAAGCUAAUUAUCAAUUCUUUAUAUAAAAAUAAAGAGAUUUUCCUGAGAGAACUCAUUUCAAAUGCUUCAGAUGCUUUAGAUAAGAUACGGUUAAUAUCCUUAACCGACGAAAAUGCUCUUGCUGGGAAUGAGGAACUCACAGUCAAAAUCAAGUGUGACAAAGAGAAGAACAUGCUUCAUGUUACAGACACAGGCAUUGGCAUGACAAAGGAGGAGCUGGUUAAGAACCUGGGUACCAUUGCAAAGUCUGGUACCAGUGAGUUCCUCAACAAAAUGACUGAAAUGCAGGAUGAUAGCCAGUCAACCUCAGAGUUAAUCGGACAGUUUGGUGUUGGUUUUUACUCUGCUUUCUUAGUGGCAGACAGAGUCAUUGUCACAUCCAAACACAACAAUGAUACCCAACACAUUUGGGAGUCAGAUUCAAAUGAGUUUUCUGUGAUCGAUGACCCAAGAGGGAACACUCUAGGACGUGGCACAACCAUUACUCUUGUCUUGAAGGAGGAAGCAUCUGAUUACCUUGAGCUGGAUACUGUCAAAAAUCUAGUAAAGAAAUACUCACAGUUCAUCAACUUCCCCAUAUACGUGUGGAGCAGCAAGACAGAGACUGUUGAGGAACCCAUUGAAGAGGAGGAAGCAAAGGAGAAAGAAGAAACUGAUGAUGAUGAAGCCGCAGUUGAAGAAGAAGAGGAAGAAAAGAAACCAAAAACCAAGAAGGUUGAAAAGACUGUCUGGGACUGGGAGCUCAUGAAUGACAUAAAACCAAUCUGGCAGAGACCAUCUAAAGAAGUUGAAGAAGAUGAAUACAAAGCUUUUUACAAAACCUUUUCCAAGGAACAUGAUGACCCAAUGGCUUACAUCCACUUCACUGCAGAAGGGGAAGUAACUUUCAAAUCCAUCUUGUUUGUUCCUAAUUCUGCUCCACGUGGACUGUUUGAUGAAUAUGGAUCCAAAAAAAGUGAUUUCAUCAAGCUCUAUGUUCGAAGAGUGUUCAUCACUGAUGACUUCCAUGACAUGAUGCCCAAAUAUCUUAACUUUGUCAAGGGUGUUGUGGAUUCUGAUGAUCUUCCUUUAAAUGUAUCUCGUGAAACACUUCAGCAGCACAAAUUGCUUAAGGUGAUCAGGAAGAAACUGGUUCGCAAAACUCUCGAUAUGAUCAAGAAAAUCGCAGAGGAAAAGUACAAUGACACGUUCUGGAAGGAGUUUGGUACCAAUGUGAAGCUUGGUGUUAUUGAGGAUCACUCCAACCGCACACGACUGGCAAAGCUGCUUCGCUUCCAGUCUUCUCAUCAUGAAAGUAACCUCACAAGCCUUGAUCAGUAUGUGGAAAGAAUGAAAGAGAAGCAGGACAAAAUUUAUUUCAUGGCAGGUGCCAGCAGAAAGGAGGCUGAGUCCUCCCCGUUUGUGGAACGUCUGCUGAAAAAGGGCUAUGAAGUGAUCUACCUGACUGAACCUGUAGAUGAAUACUGUAUUCAGGCUUUGCCAGAGUUUGAUGGCAAGAGAUUUCAGAACGUAGCAAAAGAAGGAGUUAAAUUUGAAGAAAGUGAAAAGUCUAAGGAGAGUCGGGAAGCCUUGGAAAAGGAAUUUGAACCACUCUUAAACUGGAUGAAAGACAAAGCUCUAAAAGACAAGGUAAAAUGUUGCAUUGCAUGUCAUAUUGAAAAGGCUGUGCUGUCUCAACGUUUGACCCAGUCUCCAUGUGCUCUUGUGGCUAGUCAGUAUGGAUGGUCUGGUAACAUGGAAAGGAUCAUGAAGGCUCAAGCUUACCAAACUGGGAAGGAUAUAUCCACAAA
Acanthisitta chloris (rifleman) is the source of this 1993-nucleotide messenger RNA. RefSeq names its product endoplasmin. Lineage: Eukaryota; Metazoa; Chordata; Aves; Passeriformes; Acanthisittidae. The transcript is spliced from 13 exons. The annotation marks the transcript as partial. The record is from RefSeq and is a predicted model, not a curated record. Gene Ontology annotation, molecular function: ATP-dependent protein folding chaperone; ATP binding; ATP hydrolysis activity. Gene Ontology annotation, biological process: protein folding.